Molecule: messenger RNA, 730 nt
Organism: Laccaria bicolor S238N-H82
Lineage: Eukaryota; Fungi; Basidiomycota; Agaricomycetes; Agaricales; Hydnangiaceae
Exons: 5
Coding region: 20-622 (200 amino acids)
Source: RefSeq, a predicted model, not a curated record
UCGUUCACUUACCAGAUCUAUGGCGCCUAAAAGGCGACUGCCUGUUCAGUGCAAAAUAUGUAACGUCGAGGAAUCGAAAUAUACAUGUUCUCAGUGUAUGGCGCCCUACUGUUCAGUUCCAUGUUACAAGAAGCAUAAAGGAUCGGCUUGUCAAUCCUGCGAUCCGCCGAGCGCGUUUAUUGGAAAUGACGGUGUUAUUCCUACGAAAGGCCCCAGAGAAGAAGAGCCGUCGAUCAAGGAUCCAACACCUCUACGUCCGCUGACCUCACUGAGAUGGCCAUAUGUUCCUGAAGAGUCGGCCUAUCCCGAUCCUCUUAAACGCGAUGACCCUAAGACGCUUCAAACUUCACAAUACGAGGCAAUAGCAACAUCUGCUCGAAUUCGUAAAAUACUAGCAGAUCACGAGAAUUUACCAGCGCUACUCACCUCUAUUGAUAAACUAAGAGGGGCAGGCCGUGACGAAGCUCUUCAACGCGCCCUGGGCCUCACCGAAAUCAAUGACCAGGCGAGACCUGAAGAACUUGGCGAAGACGUAUUGGCGUUACGAGAGUUAGCCGAGGCCAUCGAAGCUGCUGUGAGAGGUGAAAACUCCUCGGCUCUCGGGUUGAACUGGGGCGAUUGAUUGGUUUGCGUUGAGAUGACAAAUGUACGUAGCUCGUUGAUAAGCGCACAUGCGAGGCCCGGGCUUUGUAACACUGCCGAGUGGUAUUACUACUGCUAUUCAAUGCUC